This is a messenger RNA of Batrachochytrium dendrobatidis JAM81, 594 nucleotides long. RefSeq lists its product as uncharacterized. Gene Ontology annotation, cellular component: nucleus. NCBI's taxonomy places the organism in Eukaryota, Fungi, Chytridiomycota, Chytridiomycetes, Rhizophydiales. Gene Ontology annotation, biological process: translational initiation. The transcript is spliced from 3 exons. Gene Ontology annotation, molecular function: translation initiation factor activity; RNA binding. The record is from RefSeq and is a predicted model, not a curated record. Bases 1 to 594 code for a protein of 197 amino acids.
AUGGGAAGAAGGAGAGCGCAGCAGACUGCGCUGGAUCAACAGCCAGAGCCCAAAACAGGGCAGCAGAUUGCAAAGAUACUGGAGGUUCGUGGUGGAGGACUGUACAGUGCGUGUGUUCCAAGCGCAUCUACAAUCAACGAUACCACGAUCGCUGAUGCUGAAGUAGCAACCACUCAACCUAUUCAAGAUAGCAAUGAAUUGUCUGCAAGCAAUAAGCAACCCAUAACAACUGAAUUGCUAGUACUGCUUCCGUCCAAGUUUCAAAAACUCAUAUGGAUCAAAAAAGGAAGCUUUGUGAUUGUGAAUCUGGAACCGGAUAGCAAAACCAAAGUCAAGGCAGAAAUUGCUCAUGUUCUUUUUCCAGACAAUAUCAAGUACCUAAAGUCGAUUUCUAAAUGGCCAUCGGUUUUUGAAGAGGAACUAGCAACUAUAGUCGACUGCUCACUAUCCAAUAGAGAAGCGUGUUCAACUGCUGAAGCAGACAAGAGAGAUACACUCGAGAAUGCAUACAACUAUGAGAGUGAUAAAACCGACGACAAUGAUUUAUUUAUCAACAACAACCAUGGCGAUGACGAUAGCGAUGAAGAAGUUUAA